UGCUCAGGGAGAAUUGGAUUCAGAAGGUAGAAAUAACCCGGGAAGAAAAACCAAAAUGCAAAUAGUUUGAAGUCACUUAAUUGCCUCCUCUCCUCGGCCACCCGCAGUUACCAAGAUCCUGGGAUAAUGGGCCUAGAGAAAUCCGGGAAUGUUGCAAGCUACCUCCCCUUCCUCCCGGGCUCGGCCGAACCGGCUCUUCGCUGCUCCUCGGCUGGGGGAGGGUGGGAACGUGUGCCCCAGGGCGGCCCCAGCCCGGCCAUAAAAAGCCUCCGCGGCUAGUACUUGACCCUCGCAGAGAAGCAUCUCGGGAGCGCGGGCAGCAUGGACAUCGAGGCGGUCUCUCUGAGCUCGGGCGCCGUCCCUGUGGAUUCCUGCGCUGUCCCGUGGCUGGAGAGGUCCUGGGCUCUGUCCCUGAUCCUGACGGCCUCCCUCGGACCACUGCUGCUGGUGGUCGUCAAGCUCUUCCUCCGGCGCCAGGCGCUUUUGAAAGCCCUGCGCCCCUUCCCGGGACCACCCGGCCACUGGCUCUAUGGAAAUCAGAAGGAGUAUCACACAGAAGGAGAACUACAGGAGUUUAAGGUGCUGCCACAAAAGUACCCCAAUGCUAUUUCUAUAUGGUUUGGACCCUUUCAUGCAGUGUUAAAUAUCUAUACCCCAGAAUAUGCAAAGGUUUUCCUGAAUCGAAAAGAUCCCAAGACCCAGAGAGGCUACAAAUUCUUAAUCCCCUGGAUUGGAAACGGUCUGUUGGUCCUGAACGGCAAGAAAUGGCAUUCCCAUCGGCGCCUAGUGACCCCAGCCUUCCAUAUCAACAUCCUGAAGGAGUAUGUCAGCAUCAUAGAGAACUCAGUCUGCGUGAUGCUGGAUAAAUGGGAAAAACUCACAACUGAGGAUAGUUCCAUGGACAUCUACCAGCCUAGCUUGUUCAUGGCCUUAGACUGUGUCCUGAAAUGUACCUUCGGCAUUCAGGAUUUCUUCCAAGAGGACAGCUUAACCAACUAUACCCAGAAUUUGUCCGAAUUGAUAAGUUACGUCUACCUUCGCACACACAACUUCUUCCUUCAUAAUGACUUCAUUUACAAGGUGACCUCUGAUUUCCAGAAGUUCCAUGCUCUCUGCCAAGAAGUAAAGAAGCACCCAGUUAAAAUCUUCCAGGAUAGGAAAGAACUCUUAAAGAAUCCAGGUGAGCAGGACAACACUCAAAAGAAGAGGAGGCAUGUGGAUUUCCUGGACAUUCUCUUCCAAGCCAAAGAUACAAAUGAAGAAGACUUUACAGAUGAGGAUCUAAUGGCUGAGGUAAAUACAUUCAUGUUUGCUGGCCAAGACACCAUGUCAUCUGGGUUCUCCUGGAGCUUAUACUGCCUGGCUCUGAACCCAGAAUACCAGAAGAAAUGCAGAGAGGAGAUCCAAGGUAUCCUGAAAGUUGGAGACUCCAUAACCUGGGAUCAUCUGGGCCAGAUGUCCUACCUCACUAAGUGUAUUAAGGAGUCCCUCCGUCUCUACCCACCUGGUCCCAAAAUAGCCAGGGAGCUCAGCACGCCCAUCACCUUCCCAGAUGGACGCACCCUCCCUCCAGGUAUGAUAGUGAUCCUGAACAUUUGGGCUCUUCACCAUAACUCUGAUGUCUGGGAAAACCCAGAGGUCUUUGACCCUGAAAGGUUCUCCCAAGAAAAUUAUGACAAGAGGCAUUCUUUCGCUUUCUUACCAUUUUCUGCUGGAUCCAGGAACUGCAUUGGGCAGCAAUUAGCCAUGCUUUUCAUAAAGGUGGCCCUGGCCCGGACAUUGCUCCAGUUUGAAGUAUUUCCAGACUUUGAGAAGAUUCCCAAACCCUCUCUCCAAAUAAUUCUCAAGCCCAAGAAUGGGAUUCAUCUGUAUUUAAAGCCACUCCACUAGCCCACUGUAUGGUGGUGGUGGAUUUCAUGAUCUUCUGGAUAUCAUAGUAGAAAUCAUGAUCUUUAGUUUUAGUCAGUGAUACAGAGACAUGGAAUUAUGGACAUGGACUAGGCAAAAGGGUUCCAUCUUUUUUUUCUCUGUGGCUUUGGAGUAAAUUAUAUAAUCCUAUAGAGUUUCUGGGGCCAUGCCUUUCACUUUUUCCCCCUGCUCAAACCACUAUUAAUGAUGGUGAUAAACCUGGAUUCCUUGAAUGCUCAGAGCAAUAGAAUAGACUUAGGGCGUCCUCCAGUAAAGGAAAAAAAACUACUUGGGGAGUAAGAAUUUCAUCACCAAAUCAUCCACAAAAUGAUAACCCUCUAUUCCAGAACCAAAAAAAAGGUAUGAUUUUAGAUAGGGUAUCCAGACAAGGCUUCCAAAAUAAUGAAAUACCUAGAACUUCAUGCAAUAUUGCCUUACUUAAAACCAGUUUAUAAAGAAGUCAAGACAUCACCCAUAAUGUCAUUGAUCUUCUUCCAAAGUGGAAGAUGAACAAUUCACUGCCUGUAUUCUUAUAAUAGUUUUUCUUUCCAAAUAAAGAUGAGUUGCUUUUUAUUA
Sarcophilus harrisii (Tasmanian devil) is the source of this 2484-nucleotide messenger RNA. RefSeq names its product taurochenodeoxycholic 6 alpha-hydroxylase. Bases 322 to 1890 code for a protein of 522 amino acids. Gene Ontology annotation, molecular function: monooxygenase activity; heme binding; iron ion binding. The transcript has 12 exons. The record is from RefSeq and is a predicted model, not a curated record. Lineage: Eukaryota; Metazoa; Chordata; Mammalia; Dasyuromorphia; Dasyuridae.